AUGGACAGCGGGAUGGACAGAGAGGGGCUGAGAGCCUGGAGAGCUCCUAGGGGCUACAGCAGUCACAGGAAGUCACCAAGUGAAUUGAAGGGCGGUAGCUGCGGAGGUUCAGGAGAGGCAACCAGGUAUAUGGAUGAGGGAGUAGGCCUGGCUGUCACCACUGGUGUUCACAAAAGGCCCCCGUUUAAGUCCCUUAAAUUCCAGAUGAGGGGUUAUAGGUCGAGUCAGGGUGAUGCUCUAACAGAAGCAGAACCAAAAAUAUACGGCAGGCUGGAGGUUAUGAGGACUUGGUUUACGAUAUGCACAGUACAGAAGCGGGGAAGUCAGGGUGCUCUGGGCAAGGAAACAUCUUUGUGUGACCCACAAAGAAUGAAGAGGAGGGAAGAACCACAGGUUAUUCAGAUCCUGUGCGCAGGUGACCCCCCUGGUCCAACUCAUGACCCUUCAGUAACAACUGUUGCCACAGCGGAAAGUGGCGUAACCCAGAUCAGCAGUAAAGCAACAUCCUUUUACAAACUGAAUGGAACUGGAACACCUCAGGUGCCAACAAAUACCAGUGAGGGUGGCGAAGACUCUGGAGCCAAUGAUAGUUUAAGAACACCUGAACAAGGAUAUAAUGGGACUGAUGGAGCAUCUCAAAAAACUCCCAGUGCUACUGGGCCCAGUCCUGUGUUUGACAUUAAAGCUGUUUCCAUCAGUCCAACCAAUGUGAUCUUAACCUGGAAAAGUAACGACUCAGCUGCUUCCGAGUACAAGUGUGUGGUAAAGAAUGAGAUGGAAAAUGAGACAACAGUUACCGUUGUGUAUCGACCGUGGUGUAACAUCACAGGCUUACGUCCUGGAACUUCAUAUGUGUUCUCCAUCACUCCAGGAGCAGGCAAUGAGACUUGGGGAGAUCCCAGAGUCAUAGAUGUCGUCACAGAGCCGAUUCCAGUUUCUGGUCUCCGUGUUGCCCUCACUGGUGUGAGGCAGGCUACUCUCUCCUGGAGCAAUGGCGAUGGCACUGCCUCCUGCCGGGUGCUUCUUGAAGGCAUUGGAAGCCAUGAGGAGUCGACUCAAGACUUUGCAGUCAAUAUCUCAGGCCUGAAGCCAGGGGUUCAAUACAGCAUCAACCCAUAUCUUCUACAAUCAAAUAAGACAGAGGGAGACCCCCUGGGUACAGAAGGGGGCUUGGAUGCCAGCAACACAGAGAGAAGCCGGGCAGGCAGCCCCACCACCCCUGUGCACAACGAGUCCCUCCUGGGACCUGCGGACUCAUCCUCCAGCCAGCAGUCCCGAGACACGGAAGUCCUGCUUGUCGAGUUAAAGCCUGGCACCCGAUACAAUGCCACCGUUUAUUCCCAGGCAGCGAAUGGCACAGAAGGACAGCCCCAGACCAUAGAGUUCAGGACAAAUGCUAUUCAGGUUUUUGACGUCACCAUUGUGAAUAUCAGUGCCACAAGCCUGACCCUGACCUGGAAAGUCAGUGAUAAUGAGUCGUCAUCUAACUAUACCUACAAGAUACAUGUGGCGGGGGAGACAGAUUCUUUCAAUCUCACCGUCAGCGAGGCUCGCGCUGUCAUCUCGGGACUCCGCUCAAGCACCUUCUACCGCAUCACAGUGUGUCCUUUCCUAGGUGACACUGAGGGCACACCGGCCUUCCUCCAAGUGUACACCCCCCCUGGUCCAGUUUCUGACUUCCGAGUGACAGUGGUCAGCACGACGGAGAUCGGCUUAGCAUGGAGUAGCCAUGAUGCAGAAUCCUUUCAGAUUCAUAUCAUAUGCAUAUCCUGUGUGCAGGAGGUUGCUUGGGGAGAAAUAACCACCAACCAAAGUAUUAUCAUUGGUAACUUGUUCCCUGGAACCAAGUAUUGCUUUGAAAUAGUUCCAGAAGGACCAAAUGGGACUGAAGGGGCGUCUCGGACAGUUUGCAAUAGAACUGCUCCCAGUGCAGUGUUUGACAUCCACGUGGUCUACGUCACCACCACGGAGAUGCGGCUGGAGUGGAAGAGCCCAGGCAAUGCUUCCGAGUAUGUCUACCAUUUAGUCAUAGAGUCUAAGCAUGGCUCUAACCACACAAACACAUCUGACAACGUGGUCACUCUCCAGGGCCUGAUCCCGGGCACCUUAUAUAACAUUACCAUCUCUCCGGAAGUGGACCACAUCCCGGGAGACCCCAGCUCCACUACACAGUACACACGGCCCAGCAAUGUGUCCAACAUUGAUGUAAGUACCAGCACCACAGCAGCAACUUUAAGUUGGCAGAACUUUGAUGACGCCUCUCCCACGUACUCCUACUGCCUUCUUAUUGAGAAGGUUGGAAAUUCCAGCAACGCAACACAAGUGGUCACGGGCAUUGGAAUUACUAACGCUACUGUCACUGAAUUAAUACCUGGCUCGUCAUACACAGUGGAGAUCUUCACACAAGUAGGGGACAGAAUCAAGUCACUGGAACCUGGCUGGAAGUCAUUCUGUACAGAUCCCGCGUCCGUGGCCUCCUUCGACUGUGAAGUGGUCCCCAAAGAGCCAGCCCUGGUUCUCAAAUGGGCCUGCCCUCCUGGUGCCAAUGCAGGCUUCGAGCUGGAGGUCAGCAGUGGAGCCUGGGACAAUGCAACCCGCCUGGAGAGCUGCUUCUCUGAGAAUGGCACUGAGUAUAGAACGGAAGUCACGUAUUUGAAUUUUUCUACCUCGUACAACAUCAGCAUCACCACCGUGUCCUGUGGAAAGAUGGCAGCCCCCACGCAGAGCACCUGCACCACUGGCAUCACAGAUCCCCCUCCUCCAGAUGGAUCCCCUAAUAUUACAUCUGUCAGUCACAAUUCAGUCAAGGUCAAGUUCAGUGGAUUUGAAGCCAGCCACGGACCCAUCAAAGCCUAUGCUGUCAUUCUCACCACUGGCGAAGCUGGUCACCCUUCUGCAGAUGUCCUGAAAUACACGUAUGAGGAUUUCAAAAAGGGAGCCUCAGAUACUUACGUGACAUACCUGAUCAGAACAGAAGAAAAGGGACGUUCUCAGAGCUUGUCUGAAGUUUUGAAAUAUGAAAUUGAUGUUGGGAAUGAGUCAACCACGCUUGGCUAUUACAAUGGGAAGCUGGAACCUCUGGGCUCCUACCGGGCUUGUGUGGCUGGCUUCACCAACAUUACCUUCCACCCUCAAAACCACGGGCUCAUCGAUGGGGCUGAGAGCUAUGUGUCCUUCAGUCGCUACUCAGAUGCCGUUUCCUUGCCCCAGGAUCCAGGUAGGGAGAAGACAACAGUCGUGGCACCGGGUCAGUGGCAUUUUGCUCCACGUGUCCAUAGAAGGCCGGCUGUGUGCAUGCCUCCCUCAGACCUUCAGGAGGAUUGGAAAGAUGCAAAGAAUAAUGAAGUGUCCUUUUCUCAAAUUAAACCUAAAAAAUCUAAGUUAAUCCGAGUGGAGAAUUUUGAGGCCUACUUCAAGAAGCAGCAAGCCGACUCCAACUGUGGGUUCGCAGAGGAAUAUGAAGAUCUGAAGCUUGUUGGAAUUAGUCAACCUAAAUAUGCAGCAGAACUGGCUGAGAAUAGAGGAAAGAAUCGCUAUAAUAAUGUUCUGCCCUAUGAUAUUUCCCGUGUCAAACUUUCGGUCCAGACCCAUUCAACGGACGACUACAUCAAUGCCAACUACAUGCCUGGCUACCACUCCAAGAAAGAUUUUAUUGCCACACAAGGACCUUUACCGAACACUUUGAAAGAUUUUUGGCGUAUGGUUUGGGAGAAAAAUGUAUAUGCCAUCAUUAUGUUGACCAAAUGUGUUGAACAGGGAAGAACCAAAUGUGAGGAGUAUUGGCCCUCCAAGCAGGCUCAGGACUAUGGAGACAUAACUGUGGCAAUGACAUCAGAAAUUGUUCUUCCGGAAUGGACCAUCAGAGAUUUCACAGUGAAAAAUAUCCAGACAAGUGAGAGUCACCCUCUGAGACAGUUCCAUUUCACCUCCUGGCCAGACCACGGUGUUCCCGACACCACUGACCUGCUCAUCAACUUCCGGUACCUCGUUCGUGACUACAUGAAGCAGAGUCCUCCCGAAUCGCCGAUUCUGGUGCAUUGCAGUGCUGGGGUCGGAAGGACGGGCACUUUCAUUGCCAUUGAUCGUCUCAUCUACCAGAUAGAGAAUGAAAACACCGUGGAUGUGUAUGGGAUUGUAUAUGACCUUCGAAUGCAUAGGCCUUUAAUGGUGCAGACAGAGGACCAGUAUGUUUUCCUCAAUCAGUGUGUUUUGGAUAUUGUCAGAUCCCAGAAAGACUCCAAAGUAGAUCUCAUCUACCAGAACACAACUGCAAUGACAAUCUAUGAAAACCUGGCGCCCGUGACCACGUUCGGAAAGACCAAUGGUUACAUCGCCUAAUCCAAAGGAGAAACCUUUCUGGAGUGAACCAGACCGUCGCACCCACAGCGAAGGCACAGGCCCCGAUGUCGACAUGUUUUUAUAUGUCUAAUAUCUUCAUUCUUUGUUCUGUUUUGUGAGAACUAAUUUUGAGGGCAUGAAGCUGCGUGUGACAGAUGACAAAUUGGGGCUGUCGGGGGCUGUGGAUGGGUGGGGAGCAAAUCACCUGCAUUCCUGAUGACCAAUGGGAUGAGGUCACUUUUCUUUUUUUUUUUUUCCCCCUUGAGGAUUGUGGAAAACCAGGAAAAGGGAGCUAUGAUUUUUUUUCCAAAACAAUUUCUUUUUUAAAAAAGACUAUUUUAUAUGGUUCACAUGCUAAAGCCAGGAUUGUGUUGGGUUGAAUAUAUUUUAAGUAUCAGAGGUCUAUUUUUACCUACUGUAUCUUGGAAUCUAGCCGAUGGAAAAUACCUAAUUGUGGAUGAUGGUUGCGCAGGGAGGGGUACGUGGCGCCUCUUCCGAAUGGGUUUUCUAUUUGAACAUGUGCCUUUUCUGAAUUAUGCUUCCACAGGCAAAACUCAGUAGAGAUCUAUAUUUUUGUACUGAAUCUCAUAAUUGGAAUAUACGGAAUAUUUAAACAGUAGUUUAGCAUCAGAGGUUUGCCUCCUCCGUAACAUUUCUGUUCUCAUUUGAUCAGGGGAGGCCUCUUUGCCCUGACCCCACGUCCCCUGCCCCCUGUACAUUUGUGCUCCAUUUUUUCUUCCUUUUUCCCUCCCAGUUUUCUCCAAAGACUCUUCUGUUGGCAACAUUUUCAGCCCAUUGGUUGGGUGAGAAUGGCGACUCAAAUAUCACCUUGAGAAUUUCUGUGGGUGGGAAUGGGAGAAGCAGAGGAAUCCUACAGUGACAGAAAUCCUUUUCCUGUCCCUGUAUUAUCCUUUUUCUCAUGUCUGUAUUUGGUAUGAAGGAUUAUUUAAAG
Molecule: messenger RNA, 5290 nt
Organism: Mandrillus leucophaeus (drill)
Lineage: Eukaryota; Metazoa; Chordata; Mammalia; Primates; Cercopithecidae
Gene: PTPRJ
Product: protein tyrosine phosphatase, receptor type, J
Exons: 26
Coding region: 1-4338 (1445 amino acids)
Biological process (GO): protein dephosphorylation
Molecular function (GO): protein tyrosine phosphatase activity; protein binding
Source: RefSeq, a predicted model, not a curated record